Molecule: messenger RNA, 1781 nt
Organism: Impatiens glandulifera
Lineage: Eukaryota; Viridiplantae; Streptophyta; Magnoliopsida; Ericales; Balsaminaceae
Product: probable DNA primase large subunit
Exons: 19
Biological process (GO): DNA replication, synthesis of primer
Cellular component (GO): alpha DNA polymerase:primase complex
Source: RefSeq, a predicted model, not a curated record
CCUUGAAUUGAAAACUCGUGGUUUGAGAUCAAGCAAAAAGGAAAUCAAUGGAGAUUGUUCUUCCCCAAAGAAGAGUUCCUGCCGCUGAAAUAGUUCCAACUCUUCCACUCUACCGUUCUGCUCCACCCCUUGAAGUCAGACUCGAAGAUUUCGAGAUUUUUGCUAUUCAUCGUCUCCGAGUUCUUCAAGGAAUAUCCGAUGGAUUAUCCAGAGGCAAGAAACCCGAUGAGAUGGAGAUAUCGGUUAGAGAUCUCUGGAAGUCAAAUAUGAUCCAGCCACAAACUUCUUCUGACGAAAUUAACAAGGACAUCAUCUCGCACUUCGUACUUCGUCUAGUUUAUUGCCGAACGUAAGGAGAUUUGAGAAAAUGGUUCCUUUCAAUGGAGACUACACUCUUUCGUUACCGAUUACGUCUUGAAAAAGCUGAAGCUCAGAGAGCACUCAUGGUGGAAUUUGAUCUUCCCUACAAAGUGGUUUCAAAUACUGAAUUGGAGAAUUUGAAGGAAAAGCUGAACCAAGUUGCAAGGUCCAUGGGUCAAUCUCUAUCUACUGGUGAUACCAUAUUCUAUAAGGUACCUUUUGAAGAAGUUCCAGAGCUUGUGGCCAGCCGAAGAGUAUUCAUCCAGAAAGGGUAUGCAUAUGUAGCUAUGAAUCAGGUGGUUUCCCUUCUUGUAACUCAAUUUCGUAGCUAUCUUUCGAAGGCACUGGUGCUGACUAACAGGAAGUGGACAUCUACCAUUAGAGAUCAGGAGAAGGGUAGGCUGACUCCCAUUGUUGAAGCUCUAUCAACUAGUUAUUUGGGUCCUGACUAUUCCCAGCCAAGUGAAUCUGCAGAAAUAUCACUCAAGGAUAUAGAACAAGCAGCUAAGACUUCAUUUCCUCUUUGCAUGCGUCAUCUAUUUGAUAAGCUAAGAGAAGAUCAUCAUUUGAAGCAUGGAGGAAGAAUGCAACUGGGCCUAUUUAUAAAGGGUGUUGGCUUGAAAUUGGAUGAUGCCCUAGCAUUCUGGAAAGCUGAGUUCUCAAGAAAGGUUGGUGCGGAGAGAUUUGACAAAGAAUAUGCAUAUAGCAUACGUCAUAACUAUGGAAAAGAAGGAAAGAGAACCGAUUAUACACCUUAUUCUUGUCAUAAGAUAAUUUCAUCAACCCCUGGUGUUGGAGAUCAUCAUGGAUGCCCUUUCCGUCAUUUCAGUGAGGAUAACCUUAAAGCAGCUCUUUCCAAAAUGGGAGUUGGCAAUCGCCCUCUUGAUGAUGUGAUGGGAAAAGUUCGUAAUAGACAUUAUCAGUUGGCAUGCACUUUAACCUUUGAAGCUAUUCAUGGAUCAUCAUGUGAUACUGGGAUCAAUCAUCCUAACCAAUAUUUCAGCGACAGCCGCAAAAUCCUCCAAGAGAAUAACCCCACAAAAUAAGAUAAAGGGAUGUCCAUGACCAUGAGUAAGUAGUCUUUCCCAUCAAACAUGCAAAUAUUUUUGAAGGAAUAAUUCUCAUAUAAAUUGAAAUAAUACAUUUGAUUUUUAGGUUAUUUUUUUCCUGGAAAGCAUUUUACACUCGAUUUCUUGAAUAUUUUUUAAAAAUGAAUGUUCUUUUCUUGCUAGGAUGGAGGUUCCAGUUCUUGAGUGAUUUUGGAAGUGGAAUGUUAUUAUUAUGAAGGUGUCAUCAUAAUGGUCAAUGCCAGUUUAAUUUGGCCUGAACAGUAACUGUUGUUAUUCCCCUUGUAAUAUGUAUAUACCAAAACACUUCACUCUUAGAUUUCAUUUUCAUAAAGAUAAAUAUUAUUUGGAUCU